Brugia malayi is the source of this 978-nucleotide messenger RNA. RefSeq names its product succinyl-CoA ligase [GDP-forming] alpha-chain, mitochindrial, putative. Bases 1 to 978 code for a protein of 325 amino acids. Gene Ontology annotation, cellular component: succinate-CoA ligase complex (ADP-forming); mitochondrion. Gene Ontology annotation, molecular function: succinate-CoA ligase (ADP-forming) activity; succinate-CoA ligase (GDP-forming) activity. Gene Ontology annotation, biological process: tricarboxylic acid cycle. Lineage: Eukaryota; Metazoa; Nematoda; Chromadorea; Rhabditida; Onchocercidae. The record is from RefSeq and is a predicted model, not a curated record. The transcript is spliced from 8 exons.
AUGUCUUCAUUACGAACAGUCAAGCUUGGCCGGCAAACUCAUGCAAUUGGUAUAGGAUUGCUACGACAUUAUACGAGUACUCGAAGUGCAUUACGGAUUAAUAAAGAUACGAAAGUGAUAAUUCAAGGGUUUACUGGGAAACAAGCAACUUUUCAUGGCCAGCAAAUGAUCAAUUAUAAUACUAAUGUUGUUGGAGGUGUUUCUCCAAACAAAGCCGGUACAAUGCAUCUUGAAAGACCUGUUUUUGGUACUGUUAAAGAAGCUCGUGAAGCAACAGGUGCGGAUGCAUCAGUUAUUUAUGUACCGGCACGCUUUGCAGCUAAAGCGAUCGACGAAGCAAUAGAUGCGGAAAUUCCACUGGUUGUUUGUGUUACGGAAGGUGUUCCACAACAAGAUAUGGUUAAAGUUCGAAAUAGACUAAUGAAACAGAACAAGACUCGUCUGCUUGGUCCAAACUGUCCAGGGAUAAUUUGUCCGGAAGAAUGCAAAAUAGGUAUUAUGCCGGGACAUAUACAUCGAAAAGGAACUAUUGGCGUUGUUUCACGAUCUGGAACUCUUACAUAUGAGGCAGUUCACCAGACGACGGUUUGUGGUCUUGGACAAACAUUAUGUGUUGGCAUUGGUGGUGAUCCAUUCAAUGGCACAAAUUUCAUUGAUUGUCUUGAUAUUUUCUUGAGAGAUCCUCAAACUAAGGGUAUUAUUUUAAUUGGCGAGAUUGGUGGACAAGAUGAAGAAAAAGCUGCAGAGUUUUUAAAGGAAAAUAAUUCGGGAUCAAAUGCUAAGCCAGUAGUAUCAUUCAUUGCCGGGCAGACUGCACCGCCAGGUCGGCGAAUGGGACAUGCCGGUGCGAUUAUUGCGGGUGGUAAAGGAACUGCCGCUGAUAAAAUUGAAGCUUUGAAAAGUGUUGGUGUCCUCGUCUCGGCAUCACCAGCGCAGAUGGGUGCAAUGAUGGCAAAAGCUCUGAUGAAGAAAAUCUAA